Molecule: messenger RNA, 2674 nt
Organism: Ricinus communis (castor bean)
Lineage: Eukaryota; Viridiplantae; Streptophyta; Magnoliopsida; Malpighiales; Euphorbiaceae
Product: protein DYAD
Exons: 6
Coding region: 374-2650 (758 amino acids)
Biological process (GO): reciprocal meiotic recombination; meiotic sister chromatid cohesion; meiotic cell cycle
Source: RefSeq, a predicted model, not a curated record
ACCGCAUGAUCAUUUGUUGAUCCUAAUCACCAGAUUUCAUCGUUGCAAAUUUUGCUUUGCACUUCGCACCACGAGACGAGAGAAGAGAGGGAGCGACAGUUACAGAGUGUGUAAAUAUGUAUGUGCAUGCAGGAAAUGAUGAGCUUUAAAAAGGAGGCAGCAGCAGCAGCAACAACAACAACAAAAGGAACCUUUUUUGGGCGGACAAGUCCUGCAAAUGCUACUAUCUCCUUCGCCAAAUUACUCGUUUCCUUUUCUUUCUGAUCAUCUGAUAUCGUUUUUUUUUUUAUAUAUAUAAUAUAAAGAGACUUCUUAGUAGCUAGUACUGGUACUAUAUUACUUUGUUUCUCUUCACUUGAAGAUUCACAAAAGCAUGUCUCUUAAUUAUAUCAAUUCUUCAGCUUCUAUUGCUCAAGAAGCAGCUACUGAGAGUUGUAGUUAUAUGCUAACAGAUCCUGCAGACCAUAUUAAAGUGGGUUCUUUCUAUGAAAUUGAUCACUCUAAGCUUCCUCCUAAAUGCCCAGAUCAGCUCAACUCUAUCCGCAUUGUCAUGGUGUUCGAGAAGACAAGAAUGAGGGUAUCCUUGAGAUUUCCAAGCAUAUACUCGCUACGAGCGUACUUCAACGAGACUAGUACUAAAUCUGAUAUCAAAAAACUACCACCGCUUGACGAGAAGUUUAUAAUGGGAUCAGAAAUUGCUGCGGAAGCACUUUAUCGUCGAAUACCACCUCAAGAGAUCACCGACAAGAAAAACUUAUGGCGGUUUUGGGCUGUUCCUUCAAUUACAGCUCACAAAUUAAUUUCAAAUAAUUCUUCUAUUAGGUCAAGAAAUAGUACUGCUACUGUUUAUAAUAAUAACAAUAAGAAGGGUUCCCUUUGGUCUGGGAUUAACGAUACAGGGAUGGUUAAGUGGGGCCAGCGUAGGCAGGUUAGCUACUUGGCCAGACAUGUUAACGAAGAAGAAGAUGAUAGUUGUAAGCGUGAACUUAGGUUAUCAUGUAAGGUUAAGAGCAAAGAAGAAGAGAGUGAAGGUACUGAAAAUGAAGAAGAUGAUGUGAAAAAGAAGAAGGGUAAAUCUGGAAAGAGUUUAAAAAGAAAGCAACGUGGGUUUUCUACCUGUCAGACCACCCUCCAGAAUGAGAAAAAGAAGAAGAAGAAGAGUAUGAUGAUCAAAAGUCCAAAACGUGAAAUAAAUAAUCAAAUUGCUGUUUACAAGCAGAAGAAACAUAAAGUUCUUAAAAAUUCCAUAGAUAGAUGGUCUGCUGAGAGGUAUCAUUUGGCUGAGGUGAACAUGUUGAAAAUAAUGAAAGAGCAAAAUGCAGUGUUUGGGAAACCGAUUUUGAGGCCAGAACUGAGAGCUCAAGCAAGGAAAUUGAUUGGAGACACAGGUCUGUUGGACCAUUUGUUGAAGCAUAUGGCAGGGAAGGUUGCACCUGGUGGUGAAGAGAGGUUUAGGAGAAGGCAUAAUGCAGAAGGAGCAAUGGAGUAUUGGUUAGAGAAAGCUGAUUUGGCUGAUAUUAGAAGGGAAGCUGGGGUUCAGGAUCCUUAUUGGACCCCACCCCCUGGAUGGAAUCCUGGUGAUAACCCUACUCAGGAUCCUCUUUGUGCUAGAGAAUUCAAGGAGCUUAAGCAAGAAAUUGCAAAAUUGAAAAGGGAUAUGGAGCUGUUAUCCAAGAAGCAUGAGGAAGAACUUGCUAUUGUGACUACCCCAAUUUCUUCUGCAACUAGUCGCGACACAGAGCAUGAUAACUUGAUCAUUUCGUUGAAGGAAAUGUUUAUUGAUUUGGUGAAUAAGAAGGCUAAGAUUGAGAAACAAUUGCUUGAAAUUUCAAAAUCUUUGUGCGGGAUGGAGGAAGAUAUGGGGAAGCUAAAAACAACAGUGGAAGAAGCAAACAGGACAGAAUCAUUUGAAAGACUAGCACUAAUAGGACUACCAGAAUCAGUGAUCGCAGAAACAGUGAAUCAGAGAAAAGUAGUAGUAAAAGAAGGGGUAUUGGGACAAGAACAAAAUAAGCCAGGAGGCAAGAAGGCACCACCAAUAACAAAAUCAGCAGCUCCAACAGAGGACAAAGCAGCAAAAAUAGAAAGGCUGAAGAGUGGUUUCAGGAUAUGCAAGCCCCAAGGUACUUUCUUGUGGCCAAACAAGGGCAUAUCAUCCCCUCAGGUUGUGGUCCAAUUUGAAGACCUCUUUUCAGUCCCAACACCGCCCUCUGUCUCCUCCACGUCAGCAGCACAAACCCACCUUCUCUCUGCUACUGUUCCUUCUGACUGUCCUAACCCUACUUCCCCACCUAUGAAGCCAUUAGCUGAAAAAAGGCCUGUCACCAUUAAUGCUCCCUCUUCAGCUGUCGCUAAAACAAUUUCCUCUCCUGAGGAGAUCACACACAGCACAACUCAGUAUGAUCAGAAUAGUGGCAUUAGUACUAUUUCAACGACUAGCACUACCACCUUAACCGAAGCAAAAACUUCUUUGAUCAACCUCAAUGAGCUUCCUAGCAAUCAGAACGACAAUGGAUCACUAUGUGAGUCUCAGUCUCAGGGUCAGACCUCUUCCUAUCCUGUCACCUACCAAAGAAGAAACAACCAUUCUGUGACCAUCACUGCUGCUGUACCAAGUGUAUGUAGUGUGGACAUCUCAUUUUUAUAUUAAUAAACUUCCAUCUUUUGUGAUUUU